AGGUAUUUAUUUUAAGGCUGUGAGGUAUUUUCUAUCGGUAUUGAUGCGGUCACGCAGUUUCAAACUAUUUUUGGCAGGCAGGAAAAUUUUUCUCCAUUAUUUGUUCAAAUAGAAUGACUCAAAAGUGCGAGACCACCAACUGCGGCAAGGAUGCGACCCUGCAGUGUCCCACCUGCCUGAAGUUGGGCAUCAAGGGCUCCUUCUUCUGUUCGCAACCAUGCUUCAAAGGAUUCUGGAAGGAGCAUAAGGCUAUCCAUGCUUUAGCAGCUGGUGCCUCGAACUCUGCCGAACAGGAUGGAGCCUACAAUCCGUGGCCGCAGUUCCGCUUCACAGGUAAGCUGCGCCCGUUCCAACAGACUCCCAAGCGGACAGUUCCGAACGCCAUACAGCGUCCGGAUUACGCCGAUCAUCCGGCUGGGCGUUCACUCUCCGAGGAAGCCCUUCGUGGUACCAAGAUUAAGGUGCUGGACGACGAGGAGAUUGAGGGCAUGCGAGUUGCCGGUAGAUUGGGGCGGGAGUGCCUGGAUGAGGGCGCCAAAGCCGUGGAGGUGGGCACCACCACCGACGAACUGGAUCGCUUGGUCCACGAGGCCGCCAUCGAGCGGGAGUGCUAUCCGUCGCCCUUGAACUACUAUAACUUUCCCAAAUCCUGUUGCACAUCGGUCAACGAGGUGAUUUGCCACGGCAUCCCCGAUCAGCGUCCUCUACAGGAUGGAGAUCUCUGUAACAUCGAUGUGACCGUCUAUCAUCGCGGCUUCCAUGGCGAUCUCAACGAGACCUUCUUCGUGGGCAAUGUCUCGGAGAAGCACAAGAAGCUGGUGCAGGUCACCCACGAGGCGCUCAGCAAGGCCAUUGAGUUUGUGCGUCCGGGUGAGAAGUAUCGCGAUAUCGGCAACGUGAUCCAAAAGUAUGUGGCACCACAUGGGUUCAGCGUGGUGCGCAGCUAUUGCGGUCAUGGCAUUCACCGUGUUUUCCAUACAGCGCCCAAUGUGCCUCACUAUGCCAAAAACUCUGCCGUAGGAGUAAUGGCCCCUGGCCACUGCUUCACCAUCGAGCCCAUGAUAUCCGUUGGCGUCCAGAAGGCUGAAACCUGGCCAGAUGACUGGACUGCUGUGACCGCCGAUGGCCUGUACUCCGCCCAGUUUGAGCAGACGCUGCUGGUCAACGAAACCGGAUGCGAAAUCCUCACCAAGCGUCGCGAGAACAACGGACAGCCCUGGUUCAUGGACAAGAUGUGAGGGGCGACCAACUUGGGCUAAUAUAUAACUUCUAGGGCUAUCGAUCAAGCUUUAAUUUGUAAUUUUACAAUAAAAUCUAGAGUUUUUAUUCCCAAGUCCA
Drosophila erecta is the source of this 1338-nucleotide messenger RNA. Its product is annotated as methionine aminopeptidase 1. NCBI's taxonomy places the organism in Eukaryota, Metazoa, Arthropoda, Insecta, Diptera, Drosophilidae. The transcript has 3 exons. Gene Ontology annotation, biological process: proteolysis. Gene Ontology annotation, molecular function: metalloaminopeptidase activity. The coding region runs from base 114 to 1238 and encodes 374 amino acids. The record is from RefSeq and is a predicted model, not a curated record.